AAGGAUAGGGAAAGGUAGGGAGAAAGGUGGAGAGAGUUGCGUUGUCCGAGUCGCUGUCUGCACUCAUCAGUGGGACCGAUGACCCCGUAUCACAGAUGCUUGUUAUUGUUAUGAACUAAUUAAGGCUGGGCGGUUACCCAUCCCAGCGGUGUUCCACCCGCACAUUGUAUGCUUAACAUCGGUUAUCGUUUGGAUCCGGUGCUAACAAUAAGCUUACAUCCACUUGCGGUUUGUGGUAGUCAAGUGUUCGGAACUGGUGAGGAUGCGUAGGCCGUUACAACCCUUUAAUUACUGUUGGCGCUUAAAUGCGCUUUAAACAAUUACUCUUAUGAUACGGUAGGCGUCUGUACUUUGAUCCGAUGACACGAGAGGCGCCUAUAGGCGUCUAGAAAAUUUUAUCUUCUAUAAUUCCAGCAAAUCUCAUUUGAACUAGAUUUAUUCUUUUUUAUAUCUUUAAAAUGAAAAAUUGGGAUAAUGAAAUGGUCAGAAAAAAUACAUGCAAACAUGACACAAGUGAUUCAUGUUCUGAUUCUGAGGAAACAAGUGAUUUUGAAAUGCCUAUUCCUUUUUACAAGCGUAUAAUUAAAAAACGUCGUGUUUUAACGGAAUCAGAAUCAGAUUCAUCAGAUUCAUUAGAAUCAGAAGAGAAUAAGACAGAAGUUACAUCAAAGCAAAAGAAACGUGAAAAUACAUUUUCCUGGACACAGGGAGAUUUCCAACCUGUAAUUCACGAAUUUGAUGACAAAAAUAGUGGAAUUAAAGCAAGUGUAAACAGGCAAUCAUCUAUUCUCGAUAUUUUUCAAAUUUUCUUUUCGGAAGAACUUAUAGAAUUCAUUGUCGAACAAAGUAACAAAUAUUAUGAAAAUGAUACAAGAGGCGAUGUAUAUAAUUCUAAUGUAACUACUGUUUCCGAAAUGUAUAAUUUUUUGGCAGUUAGCAUGCUAAUGGCACGAAUACAUAAGACAUCUUUAUCAGAAUAUUGGAGUAAGGAUAAGCUUAUAAGAACAGAAUCAUUUGGAGAAAUAAUGUCAAGGGAUCGAUAUACAUUAUUAUUAAAAAUCCUGCAUUUUUGUGACAAUAAUAAUGAAAAUUACGAUCCAAUUAUAAAAAUACGCCAUAUUCUUGAAAAAUUAAAAACAUCUUUUAAAACUGCAUUUUAUCCAUAUGAAAAAUUAUGUAUAGAUGAAAGCUUGUUGUUGUUCAAAGGAAGAUGUUAUUUCAAACAAUGUGUACCAUCAAAAAGAAGCAGGUUUGAGAUUAAAUCCUUUGUCUUGUGUGAUAACAAGACAGGCUAUAUUCAAGAUUUAAUUGUAUAUUCCGGGGCAAACAUGAUGUCUGAAGAUAUAGCAUCAAAAUCAAUAGGAAAGUCCGGACAGAUAGUAAUGACACUUCUUGAACCAUAUCUUGGGAAAGGUCACACACUUGUGACUGAUAAUUGGUACAGCAGUCCCAGUUUAUUCCUAGAGUUACAUAAAAACUUAACCAAUGCAUAUGGAACGGUAAGAAAAAACAAGUUAGGUAUACCGGAAUUGAAUAAAAAUAUAAACGAAGGAGAAUACAUAUUUUGUUCAACAAAAAAUGUAUUAGCAUUGAAAUGGAUGGAUAAAAGGGAAGUGUGGAUGAUUUCCACCUAUCAUUGUCCCAAUAUGAUUGAUACAAACAAGAUACAUUACCAAACAAAAGAAAAAAUAAUCAAACCACAAUGUAUAAUUGAUUACAAUAAAACAAUGAGAGCGGUUGACAAAGUUGACCAGAUUUUAUAUACUCUGAAUUAUACCAGAAAAGGUUUAGAAUGGUACAAGAAAUUUUUCUUUCAUUUAUUUGAUUUAGCUGUGUAUAAUACAUUUAUUUUAUAUAACUGUGUAACUGGAAGAAACUUAUCUUUUAGUAAAUUUCAUUUAUAUUUAAUAAAACAAAUUUUACGAAAAUACAGCUCAGGUAGAACACAUACAUGUAAAUCAAAAGGUAAAAGUAUUGAUAAUGAGCCUUUUCGUUUGACGCAAAUGCAUUUUCCUUCUCCAUAUGUAAACAAUGCAGCAAUUCGGAAAAACGCAAGGCGCAAAUGUAUAGUGUGUAGAAAACAUGAUAGAAGAAGUGAGACACAUUACGAGUGUAAGAAAUGUGAUGUAGGAUUAUGUAUUUAUCCAUGUUUCGAAAUGUACCACACUUUACUAGAUUACUAGGUAUAUUGUGAAAAAAAGCGUAAUAUUAAUGUUAAAUUUUUAGUAUGUGCAAUAACAAUUCAAUGCAGAAUACAAUUAAAUAAAUAAUAUUAGUUUAAUGUAA
This is a messenger RNA of Frieseomelitta varia, 2286 nucleotides long. RefSeq names its product piggyBac transposable element-derived protein 4-like. Bases 459 to 2183 code for a protein of 574 amino acids. The transcript is spliced from 2 exons. Lineage: Eukaryota; Metazoa; Arthropoda; Insecta; Hymenoptera; Apidae. The record is from RefSeq and is a predicted model, not a curated record.